Molecule: messenger RNA, 222 nt
Organism: Marasmius oreades (fairy-ring Marasmius)
Lineage: Eukaryota; Fungi; Basidiomycota; Agaricomycetes; Agaricales; Marasmiaceae
Exons: 3
Coding region: 1-222 (73 amino acids)
Source: RefSeq, a predicted model, not a curated record
AUGUUCUUCAAAUCUGCUACCAUCAUCUCUACUCUCGCCGUCCUCUUCGUCGGCCAAGCUAUGGGUAGUGCCUUGAUUGCCGGCCCAGUCUCUGCCUGCGGUCCGCCCAACAACGGUGACCACCAUGCUGGAAGUAGCUGCAAAUUCUACUCUUCGGACAGUUCCAGUGUGAUUUCUGGCACUUGCGUCGUUCGCGAUGGAACGUUGACCUGCGUCGCGUAG